AAAAAACAAUUAACCAACAUUUACAGUACAUUAAAUAAUUAAAAUUCGACCUAUUAUAAAAGCAGCAAAUGGAUUAUUUACUAUUCAGAACCUCCAAACAUGCACGGUUACCACGCGAACUUUUUCGAAACCAUCGUCCUGACUCUGAAAUUAUUUGGGAUAUGGGUUCCCAACAAUUUAUCAAAUUUUAAAGAAAAACUGUACCAUUUUUACAUGUGUACAUUUUUGGGUAUUGCAUGGUUGUACUUCAUCUCUGAAAUAAUUAUCAUCAAAGACACCCACAAGAGUCUAUUCGAUCUGAUCUCCAACAUAGGAUUGCUGAUAACUCAUGUCGUGGGUGUCAUCAAGUUUUCUACGUUAUUUUUUAGAAGGAAGAAGAUUGAAGAAAUGAUGCAGAUUUUGCAAAGUAACCGUUUUAAAUACGAAUCCGUCGGUGACUUCAAACCGUCCGACAUGUUCAACGAAAGCAAGGAAAUAUCUUCGAAACAUACUUGGUGCUUGUUUGUUGUUUACGGACUGGUCGGCAUAUCCGCACAUUUUUCUGGCCUCAUUAACAUGGGAGGCAUAUCUUCUGAUGAAGUUAUCAAUUGUAGUGACUAUGUGGCUUAUUACAGUUACUUUCCUUUUAAUAUGGAUAGUAUUGGAAAGUGUCACAUAUUGUUUUUCUUAAUGGAUGUUCCCCUUAUUAUUUUUGCUCUUUAUAUUGCAGCUUUCGAUUCUUUGUUUGGAACACUUGCAAAUUGUCUUAAAUGUCAACUUUUGAUAGUCUGUAAAGCGUUUACUUCUAUCAGAGAAAGAGUUUUAACAAAAUUAAACCUACCACAGGAUUUUCAAAUUUUCAGAGACGAACAACACCCAAUGUUAGAACAAGCUUUGUUUGAAGAGAUGAAACGCUGUACCGUACAUUUAAGUUACUUAAUACGGUCUCUAUUAUACCAUCUAGUAAAAAACACUUAUUAUUUUUAUUUUUAUUGUAGUGUUCAUACAGGUAUAGAAGAAAUCUUCACAUAUGUCAUCCUAACGCAGUCCAUUGUGUCAUUAAUAGUAUUUGCCACAUGUUUAUACGUGGGUUCUUCAGUACCACUUAUGUCCCCAGAAUUUUUCUCUCACAUGGAAUAUUUUGUGGCAGUUUUCAUGCAAUUUACCACUUACUGUUGGUACGGCAGUGAAAUCAUUUUUGCUGGACAUAGUGUGGGUCCAUCCAUUUUCAAUUCCGACUGGACCAGCACCAGCGAAAGAUUCAAAAAGGCAAUGAUACUGAACAUUAUAAGGAUGAGAAAUGGGUUACAUUUUUCCAUUGGUAAAUUCACACCUCUGACCGUCGCAACUUUAAUAACGGUUUUACGAGGCUCCUUUUCAUACUUUGCUGUUUUCAAAAGUAUGGAAUGAGUUCUUGAGUUCAAUUUGGCUCAUUAUUUUGCACCAGGGUCAAUUUUUUUCUUACUAAUACACUCCUCUCGUCUUAUAUGUCCUUGUGUUUUUAUUAAUAACCUAAUUAUUUAUAAUAUUGAAGACAUCCUUGUGCUUGUUUGUUGUUUAUGGACUAGUCGGCGUAUCUGCACAUUUUUCUGGCCUCAUUAACAUCAUCUGAAGAAGUUAUCAAUUGUAAUAGCUAUGUGGAUUAUUACAGUUACGUUCCUUUUAAUAUGAAUAGUAUGGAAAGUGUCACAUAUUGUUUUUCUUAAUGGAUGUUCCCCUUAUUAUUUUUGCUUUUUAUAUUGAAUUUUAUAUUAAUUCCACGUCCAUACUGAACAUUAUAAGGAUGAGAAAUGGAUUACAUUUUUCUGUUGGCAAAUUUACACCUCUUACUAUCGCAACUUUAAUAACUUAAAUAAUUUAUCUCACAGAUUGAAAUCUAGAUUAAUUGCGGGACGUAUUUUAGGUUU
Messenger RNA from Aethina tumida (small hive beetle), 1886 nucleotides. Its product is annotated as odorant receptor 4-like. Bases 100 to 1389 code for a protein of 429 amino acids. The transcript is spliced from 5 exons. Gene Ontology annotation, cellular component: plasma membrane. Gene Ontology annotation, biological process: sensory perception of smell; detection of chemical stimulus involved in sensory perception of smell. Gene Ontology annotation, molecular function: odorant binding; olfactory receptor activity. Lineage: Eukaryota; Metazoa; Arthropoda; Insecta; Coleoptera; Nitidulidae. The record is from RefSeq and is a predicted model, not a curated record.